GUCUUGGAGCGCAGUUGAACGCGAUCAGUGGAAUACAUCAUACGCCGUGAGUUACGCGGUCGCAAAAUAAAGACAACAAAUAGAAAAUAAAUUAAACUUAAAUUGUUUAAGUAAAUAAGCGCUCUUGCAAUUACAUAGGUACAUACAUACAUAUGUAUAAGUAGACGAGUAGAAACUUAAAACAAAAUUAUUGUUCAAGAACAAGAGCUACGGUGCGUAAUAAGUUGUGUAGAUAUGUAUAGUUACUACAACAACAACGUGUAUUAAAACAGGUAUCUGUAUUGACUUGCUUCUCUUUGGAUUAUACCGGUGUAACAUACACUUGUACAAGAACGUACAGUUAAAAUAUUUGCGUCUUUUCAUUUCUUUUGUUUAGAAGCUCCUCUCCAGCGCCAGUAUCCCUCCAUCUCCAGCCAGGUCAAUAUUUUUCCCUUCGUCCUGAGGUUAUGAUCAAUGGCCGAAGAUCGUGAAUUGAUCGAAAGGUAUGGCAAGCCUGUGCCAUACGAUCGAAAUUUUCGUGGUCCGGAAUGGCGUAAUCGAAGCUGUACAGAUGUGCCCUGCCUUCUCAUCUUCAUUAUCUUUUUAGCUGGUUGGGGCUUCAUCGCACAGUAUGCAGUACGAAAUGGAGAUCUCAAUAAAUUAGUUGUGCCAACCGAUUCAUUCAAUCGCAAAUGUGGCAUUGACUCAUCGGUGCUGGAUAAGAAGUAUUUAUUUUUCUUCGAUUUGGGCAAAUGCAUUGAUCCGGUUGUACCGCUCACAGGCUGUCCCACGCAGCAAGUGUGCGUCGAAAGUUGUCCCACACAGACUUUCAUUUGGGAUAGAUUGAAGGAUAGACUUUCAUUUCCAGAGCUUAAAGAACGCCUGAUAUGCCUCACAGAAGCUGAUAAAAACAAUUUGCGAGACAUAAAUGGCAUUCAACGUGCCAUCGAUAACGAACGUUGCGCAAGGUGGUACAUGAAGAGCGCACCAUUUCUAAAUCGCUGUAUGUGGGAAUUUUCACCGCAAAUGUGUGAGCUUAUACCAUCAUUUCUAUUGCCACGUAGCAGACGUGCUUCUAAUGGUUCACAAAGCGCCAGCUUAGCCAACGGUGAUAUGAGCGGUCUUAUCGAUGCGUUGAUCGACGAUAAUUCAAGUUUAUCUGAAGUGAAGAUGGAAGUGUUAGCCUUGACCGCUAUACCUGAGCCAGCUGUAAGAACAAAGCAAGAGCUGGUGGAAGAGCCCGCUAUACAAUGUCGCCGACGUACUGAACAGGCUGAGACUAUCAAGCAGAAGGUGCGUCAAGCGGAUACGCGUUUGGCGAAGUUGGUAGGCAACAUGGUUGCGCACUUCUACAACGGCACACAUGACGCGCAGCAACUUGGAGAAGAGAUUGUCGAGGACAUAAUGAAUUCAUGGUACGUGGUGCUUAUGGCGCUGAUGUGCACAUUGAUCGCCUCUUUGAUUUUGAUCGCCUUGAUGCGCUGGUUCGCUGCACCGAUUCUUUGGCUAUCGAUAUUUGGUGUGCUAGUCGGCCUUGGCUUUGGGAUCUAUUACAGCGUGAAGCAAUACCGUUUUUGGCGCGAAACAGCAACGGUGCCCAAUCAUUCACUUAACUUGGAAGCAGCCGUAAAAAAUGUGUUGCAAGAGCCUAGCACUUGGUUGUAUUUAAGCAUUUUUCUUGCCAUCAGUUUUGUCGUUAUUCUGCUGUUGGUGAUUGUAUUGCGUAGCCGCAUCCAAAUUGCUAUUGCGCUAACGAAAGAAGGCAGCAAAGCAGUCUCGAGCAUCAUCUCAACUGUCUUCUUUCCCAUCUUCUCUUGGGUGCUUUUCAUUUUGGCCGUCACAUAUGCUAUUGGAGUUGGUCUCUAUUUGGGUUCAAUUGGCGAACCUUCCUUCCGCAUGAUACGCCAACUGGACGCCAACAGCUUAACAGGUGUUACCAAUGAAAACUGUGUUUGUACUGGUCCGGCGAUUGAAUAUAAAGUAGGCGGACGUUGCGAUCCCAAAAUCUUCGAGCAGAACUGUUUUAACGCUGAUUUCGGGCAGCGUAGUCCCUGCACGCGCACCACUUGUAGUUUCGCGGAAAUCGAGCACCCACCCUUCGUUACUUGGUCCAUUGUCUACAAUGUAUUCGGUUUCUUCUGGCUGACAUUCUUUAUUGCAGCCUUCAGCGACAUGGUGUUGGCGCUCACAUUUGCCACUUGGUAUUGGACUUUCAAGAAACGCGAUGUACCAUUUUUCACCUUGGGACGCGCCUUCCGGCAGACCAUCUUCUAUCAUCUUGGCACGCUGGCGUUUGGCUCGCUAAUUCUUGCUGUAUGUCGCAUGAUACGCAUAGCGUUGGAAUAUCUCCAUUCGAAGCUAAUAAAAUACGACAAUGCGGUCACACGCGCAAUACUUUGUUGCAUGAGAUGCUUCUUUUGGCUACUUGAGAACUUCCUGCGCUUCCUCAACCGCAACGCGUAUAUCAUGUGUGCCAUACACGGCAAGAAUUUCUGUGCCAGCGCCAAAGAUGCUUUCAAUUUGAUUAUGCGAAACUUUUUGCGUGUCAUCGCUGUGGACAAAGUCACCGAUUUUCUGUUCUUUCUAUCCAAAAUAUUGCUAACAGGCGCUGCUGGCGUUGGUACCUACUACUUUGUGGUGCGUAGUCCACAUCUCAUACAGCUGCACUAUAACGCGGUGCCGGUGACGCUUGUCGUGAUUGCGGCCUUCAUAAUGACCACGGUGUUCUUUGGAGUAUACUCGAUGGCAGUGGAUACGUUGUUUCUGUGCUUUCUGGAGGACUGCGAACGAAAUGAUGGUUCAUCUGAAAAACCUUUCUUCAUGUCCAAACAGCUGAUGCGUAUACUGGGCAAACGUAAUAAGUUUCCAAGACAACGAAGCAUAUAAGCGGUUUUUAAAAAACUAAAGAUUGUUUGGAUUUGAGCUCGAUAUACCGUUAAGUUUAUUUAUGAAAAAUGUAAAUCAUGGCACAGAAAGACACUUGAAUGGAGUGAAAUUACUACAUAUGUAUGUAUGUAUGUACAAAAGAAUGUAAAGUGAGAGACGCUUUCUGAUUGUGUUACAAUACCGUUUGGUUGAUGUUAAUAUUAGAGAGUUUAUGGUAGGAUAGCUUAUGUUGAAAUUUGAAAAGGUUGUGUCGAAACCAAUGGCAAUAUUAAACAGUUAUGUACGAGUAUGUAUACUCAAAAGCUUAAUUAAGUGAUGUAAUAUGGAAUAUAACUAUGAAUACAAUACUUAUUUCAUGCCAAUAAAACAAUUUACUACUAAUGAUUUAAAUUUAUUACUUACAAACAAAUUUGUAAUUUAAAUUGUUAAUUCAUUAAAAAAAAUCGAUAUAUAUAUAUAUAUAUACAUUCAUAUAUAAGUUAUGAGUAGCUUUAAGAGCGUACGAUUUAUUCUUACCGAAGAUUAUAUUGCUUGGUGCUGCUUAAAAGUGAUUUGUAGAUAAUAACACAAAGAACUACGAAAGAGGUUCAUAAAUGAAUGCCAAAAUAUUUAUUAUUGCGAACUUAUUGUUAAUAAGUUUUAGUAAUUAUGUUCAUACACCGAUUUUCGAUUGAAUUCAUACUUUAUUAUUGAAUAAAAACAUACAUUUUAUACACAUUCA
This is a messenger RNA of Rhagoletis pomonella (apple maggot), 3586 nucleotides long. RefSeq names its product CTL-like protein 2 (gene Ctl2). The record is from RefSeq and is a predicted model, not a curated record. The transcript has 2 exons. The coding region runs from base 454 to 2865 and encodes 803 amino acids. Gene Ontology annotation, molecular function: transmembrane transporter activity. Gene Ontology annotation, biological process: transmembrane transport. NCBI's taxonomy places the organism in Eukaryota, Metazoa, Arthropoda, Insecta, Diptera, Tephritidae. Gene Ontology annotation, cellular component: membrane.